AGAAUUGUAGCACUAAAUUUGAAAAUGCUUAUCUUAUCUGAUGUGUUUCUUUGUAUACAAACAGUCCUAGGAGACCAUGAAUCUGGAUAAACACGCGUAAUUGUUAAUUUGUGGAGAUAAGCAGUAAUUAUUACUUGGAGUAUACAUUCUCAUUUCCGUAAAUGUGCAUGGAAGUAGAUUUUUUCGUGCAACUCCAUGUUUAACACAAAUAUCAUAAAAUGUCGCGAAUUCAUUGAUCGUCUAACGAUGGAAUUCCGGAAUAUAGUCGAUCCAGACUCCUUGAUUUUGAAGGUGGAAUUUCUGGAUGUUGAUGACCAAAUUAACUAUAACUUAGAUCUUAUUUGCAAAUACAGUCUGAUAGACUAUAGGCCAGUAAAGGGAGAUCGCAUAGCCCUCUACAAAUGUGGUUGGAGUUUCAUCGAUGAUUACUGUCUCUUUGAAUGGGCUCCAGUCAAUGAACAAUAUGUGAUUUUUAAGAAUGGAAACUUACCAAGGAAUAGUCAAAUUUUCUAUCAGCUAUGCUACUUGUCCUUUGAAAACAAAAUUUUAGGUGCAAGCAAGUUGUUUCAAUUAGUAAAUAAACAAAGUAAUAAUUUAAUUGCAUCCAAUAAUUUUCCACCGCCUACUUCUUUGGUGAAUGGAAUUAGCGAAGCUACAACUGAGAAACCAGAAGGGAGUGGAAAUGAAGCUACUAACAACUAUGUAUGCAAAAAAUGCACACAAUGCAAUUCAAACAAUUAUCUGUUGAAACGAAUUGAGCAAUUGGAAUUGGAGAAUUAUAAGCUUAAGCUGGCAGUGAAACAAACCUUUGUUGAGAAGAAUUAUGAUGAGCAGUUUUUGGAAUUGAAGAAUUCUGUUAAGUAUUUAACUGAUGUUGUUACCCAGCAAGGAAAUGAGAUUGAUAUGCUGAAGAAUGGGCAACAAAAGAAAGAGAAUUUUGAUAGCUGUGUAGAAGUUAAACCAUUGAAUGAAACUGUUGACAGUCAUAAGAUUAAUGUAGGUGUUAAUCUAGACCUUUGGGAGCUGGAAUCAAUUCCACCUUUUCCUUAUUCCACAUAGACUAUGGAUUUAUUGUGAUAAUAGACAUUAACUUUCUUUAAUCUGAUUUAUUGAUUAGCUUGUGCUAUUCCCACUGCAAAUAUAUGACAUGAACAUCAUAUACACCAAGAAUUGGAGAAAUUGAGUGGCACAGAAAAUUAUUAAUUUAACAUGCUUUGUAACAUUAUUAUUUUGUUGAAAUUAAUAUUAUUGGAAAUA
Nicrophorus vespilloides is the source of this 1257-nucleotide messenger RNA. RefSeq names its product tax1-binding protein 1 homolog. Lineage: Eukaryota; Metazoa; Arthropoda; Insecta; Coleoptera; Silphidae. The record is from RefSeq and is a predicted model, not a curated record. The transcript is spliced from 4 exons. Bases 196 to 1059 code for a protein of 287 amino acids.